Symphalangus syndactylus (siamang) is the source of this 5229-nucleotide messenger RNA. RefSeq names its product WD repeat domain 62 (gene WDR62). The record is from RefSeq and is a predicted model, not a curated record. Gene Ontology annotation, molecular function: protein binding. Lineage: Eukaryota; Metazoa; Chordata; Mammalia; Primates; Hylobatidae.
CUUACGGCUCCACCCUACGCCUACAUCCGGGCGACCGUUGGGGCGCACAUAGUUCCUCUGGGUGGCGGCAAAAACCGAGGUGAGGCGGCCGUUGGCCUUAGCCUCUUAAAAAUUAAAAACUGUAUGUUUUAGCGAAUAAUGAAAACGCAGUCUGGAUGAAAAACCCGACGACGCUUGAUCAGGCAUCCAGUACACUAGCUGUGGCCCCGCCCCGCCAGGCACUCGCUCCGCCUCUUCGCCCCCAUUGGUCUUAAGCACCGCCCGGCAUCCCUGCGAUUGGCUAGACCGGGCCCGUCGCGUCCAAUAGGCUGUGGCGCCGGCUUUCCCGCGGCUGUUCGCUGUUCCAGUGGGUCGUGGCGGUGGCGGCAGCGGCGGUUAGGGGAUGUAACGGUCGCCCGGCUCCGGCGCGACGAUGGCGGCCGUAGGGUCCGGAGGCUAUGCGCGGAACGAUGCAGGGGAGAAGCUGCCCUCUGUCAUGGCGGGAGUUCCGGCGCGGAGGGGCCAGUCCUCCCCGCCCCCCGCCCCACCGCUCUGCCUCCGGCGGCGGACGCGACUCUCGACGGCCUCCGAGGAGACGGUACAGAACCGGGUGUCACUCGAGAAGGUGCUUGGCAUCACAGCCCAGAACAGCAGUGGCCUAACCUGUGACCCCGGCACAGGCCAUGUGGCCUACCUGGCAGGCUGUGUGGUGGUGAUUUUGGACCCCAAGGAGAACAAGCAGCAGCACAUCUUUAACACCGCCAGGAAAUCUCUGAGUGCUCUGGCCUUCUCCCCUGAUGGGAAGUACAUAGUGACAGGGGAGAAUGGGCAUAGGCCUGCCGUGCGCAUCUGGGAUGCGGAGGAGAAGAAUCAGGUGGCGGAGAUGCUAGGCCACAAGUAUGGUGUGGCGUGUGUGGCCUUCUCACCCAAUAUGAAGCACGUCGUGUCCAUGGGCUACCAACAUGACAUGGUGCUCAACGUCUGGGACUGGAAGAAAGACAUCGUAGUGGCCUCCAACAAGGUAUCUUGUAGAGUCAUCGCCCUCUCCUUCUCAGAGGACAGCAGCUAUUUUGUCACUGUUGGGAACCGGCAUGUGAGGUUCUGGUUCUUGGAAGUCUCCACUGAGACAAAGGUGACGAGCACAGUGCCCCUUGUAGGGCGCUCGGGCAUCCUGGGUGAGCUGCACAACAACAUCUUCUGUGGUGUGGCCUGCGGUCGGGGCCGGAUGGCGGGCAGUACCUUCUGUGUGUCCUACUCGGGCCUCCUCUGCCAGUUCAAUGAGAAGAGGGUGCUGGAGAAGUGGAUCAACCUGAAGGUCUCCCUGUCUUCCUGCCUCUGUGUCAGCCAGGAGCUCAUCUUCUGUGGCUGCACAGAUGGGAUAGUCCGCGUCUUCCAGGCCCACAGCCUGCACUACCUCGCCAACCUGCCCAAGCCACACUACCUUGGGGUAGACGUGGCACAGGGCCUGGAGCCCAGCUUCCUCUUCCACAGGAAGGCGGAAGCAGUCUACCCAGAUACAGUGGCACUGACCUUCGACCCCAUCCACCAGUGGCUGUCCUGCGUGUAUAAGGACCACAGCAUCUACAUCUGGGAUGUCAAAGACAUCAACAGAGUGGGCAAGGUUUGGUCAGAGCUCUUCCACAGCUCCUACGUUUGGAACGUGGAGGUGUAUCCUGAGUUUGAAGACCAGAGAGCUUGUUUGCCAUCAGGAUCCUUUCUGACUUGUUCUUCAGACAACACCAUUCGCUUCUGGAACUUGGACAGUAGCCCUGAUUCUCACUGGCAGAAAAACAUCUUCAGCAAUACCCUGCUGAAGGUCGUGUAUGUGGAGAAUGACAUCCGGCACCUGCAGGACAUGUCACACUUCCCAGACCGGGGGAGCGAGAACGGGACGCCCAUGGACGUGAAAGCCGGGGUGCGGGUCAUGCAGGUCAGUCCUGACGGCCAGCAUUUGGCUUCAGGCGACCGAAGUGGAAAUCUGAGGAUCCACGAGCUGCACUUCAUGGACGAGCUGGUCAAGGUGGAGGCCCAUGAUGCUGAGGUGCUGUGCCUGGAGUACUCCAAGCCAGAGACGGGGCUGACCUUGCUGGCCUCAGCCAGUCGGGACCGGCUGAUCCAUGUGCUGAACGUGGAGAAGAACUACAACCUGGAACAGACACUGGAUGACCACUCCUCCUCCAUCACUGCCAUCAAGUUUGCUGGCAACAGAGACAUCCAGAUGAUCAGCUGUGGGGCCGACAAGAGCAUCUACUUUCGCAGUGCCCAGCAGGGUUCAGAUGGACUACACUUUGUCCGUACCCACCACGUAGCAGAGAAAACCACCUUGUAUGACAUGGACAUUGACAUCACCCAGAAGUACGUGGCCGUGGCCUGCCAGGACCGCAAUGUGAGAGUCUACAACACUGUGAACGGGAAGCAGAAGAAGUGCUACAAGGGCUCCCAGGGUGACGAAGGGUCCUUGCUGAAGGUCCAUGUGGACCCCUCAGGCACCUUCCUGGCCACCAGCUGCUCUGACAAAAGCAUCUCAGUGAUUGACUUUUACUCGGGAGAGUGCAUUGCCAAGAUGUUUGGCCAUUCAGAAAUUAUUACCAGCAUGAAGUUCACCUAUGACUGUCAUCACUUGAUCACAGUAUCCGGAGACAGCUGCGUGUUCAUCUGGCACCUGGGCCCGGAGAUCACCAACUGCAUGAAGCAGCACUUGCUGGAGAUCGACCAGCAGCAGCAGCAGCAGCAGCACACAAAGGACAAGAAGCGGAGCGGCCACCCCAGUGGGGAGGCGGCAUCAAGUGAGAGACUUGCCAGCACCAUCUUGACCAGCAGCCAAGAAUAUGUUCACAUGGAGCUUAGCACAGGGCCCGGCCCUAGGCAAGUCCCCAACCACCAGCCCAUUUGCCUGUAUUCUCUCCUUACCAUCCUCAUUCCUGGCUUUAGACAAGAUACAUAUGUGUCCACACCUAGUGAGAUUCGCUCCCUGAGCCCUGGAGAGCAAACAGAGGAUGAUCUGGAGGAAGAGUGUGAGCCAGAAGAGAUGCUGAAGACACCAUCCAAAGACAGCUUGGAUCCAGAUCCUCGGUGCCUGCUAACCAAUGGCAAGCUGCCACUGUGGGCAAAGCGGCUGCUAGGGGACGAUGAUGUGGCAGAUGGCUUGGCCUUCCACGCCAAGCGCAGCUACCAGCCCCACGGCCGCUGGGCAGAGCGGGCCAGCCAAGAGCCCCUCAAGACCAUCCUGGAUGCCCAGGACCUGGAUUGCUACUUUACCCCCAUGAAGCCCGAGAGUCUGGAAAACUCCAUUCUGGAUUCACUGGAGCCACAGAGCCUGGCCAGCUUGCUGAGUGAGUCAGAGAGUCCCCAGGAAGCUGGCCGCGGGCACCCCUCCUUCCUGCCCCAACAGAAGGAAUCAUCUGAGGCCAGUGAGCUCAUCCUCUACUCUCUGGAGGCAGAAGUGACAGUCACAGGGACAGACAGCCAGUAUUGCGGGAAGGAGGUGGAGGCCGGGCCUGGAGACCAGCAGGGCGACUCCUACGUCAGGGUGUCCUCCGACAGCCCAAAGGACCAGAGCCCACCUGAGGACUCAGGGGAGUCAGAGGCCGACCUGGAGUGCAGCUUUGCAGCCAUCCACUCCCCAUCUCCGCCUCCUGACCCCACCCCUUGGUUUGCCACAUCUCUGCCCCAUUUCCCAGGAUGCACAGGUCCCACAGAAGAUGAGCUGUCCCUGCCCGAGGGACCCAGCGUCCCCAGCAGCUCCCUACCCCAGACUCCGGAGCAGGAGAAGUUCCUCCGUCACCACUUUGAGACACUGACAGAGUCCCCCUGCAGAGAGCUCUUCCCCGCGGCUCUGGGAGACGUGGAGGCCUCUGAAGCUGAAGACUACUUCUUCAAUCCACGCCUAAGCAUCUCCACGCAGUUCUUCUCAAGCCUCCAGAAGGCAUCCAGGUUCACCCAUACCUUCCCUCCCCGGGCAACCCAGCGCCUUGUGAAGUCUCCAGAGGUCAAGCUCAUGGACCGAGGUGGAAGCCAGCCCAGAGCAGGUACUGGCUACGCCUCCCCAGACGGGACCCACGUCCUCGCUGCAGGGAAGGCUGAAGAGACCCUGGAUGCCUGGUGCCCAUCAUCUCCCUGCCGUACGAGCCUGGCGUCCUGUGUCCCUGCUUCCUCCGUGCUGCCCAUAGACAGGAAGCUCCCAACGCCCACAUCUGCACCCACCCCAGGCCUGGCUCAGGGUGUCCACGCCCCCUCCACCUGUUCCUACAUGGAGGCCACUGCCAGCUCCCGUGCCAGGAUAUCACGCAGCAUCUCCCUCGGUGACAGCGAGGGCCCUAUUGUGGCCACGCUGGCCCAGCCCCUCUGUAGGCCAUCGUCCGUUGGGGAGCUGGCCUCCUUGGGCCAGGAGCUUCAGGCCAUCACCACUGCAGCAACACCCAAUUUGGGCAGCGAGGGCCAAGAGCCUGCCCUGCAUUCCUGGGGCAACCACGAGGCCCGGGCAAACCUGAGACUGACCCUGUCAAGUGUCUGCGAUGGGCUCCUGCUGCCCCCCAUGGAUGCCCAGCCUGGCAUCACCGUCCCGGCAGUGAGCUUCCCAACCCCUAGCCCCGUGGAAGAGAGCGCCCUGAGGCUCCAUGGCUCUGCCUUUCACCCAAGUAUCCCAGCUCCUGAGUCCCCUGGCCUUCCUGCCCACCCCAGUAACCCCCAGCUUCCAGAGGCUGGACCUGGCAUCCCUGGCGGCACUGCCUCCCUCCCGGAGCCCACCUCCGGUGCACUCAGUCUGUUCCAGGGCAGCCCUGCCCACUGGAGUGAGCCCUGGGUGCCAGCUGAAGCCCUGCCCCCAUCCCCCCUUGAGCUGAGCAGGGUGGGGAACAUCUUGCACAGGCUGCAGACCACCUUCCAAGAAGCCCUCGACCUUUACCGUGUGUUGGUCUCCAGUGGCCAAGUGGACACCGGGCAGCAGCAGGCACAGACUGAGCUGGUCUCCACCUUCCUGUGGAUCCACGGCCAGCUGGAGGCCGAAUGCCUGGUGGGGACUAGUGUGGCCCCAGCCCAGGCCCUGCCCAGCCCAGGACCCCCGUCCCCACCGAUGCUGUGCCCCCUGGCCAGCCCAGACCUGCAGACCCUGCUGGAACACUACUCAGAGCUGCUGGUGCAGGCCGUACGGAGGAAGGCACGGGGACACUGAGGGCGCAGCCCCUCCACCGCAGCCCUGCUGCUUCUGAGGACUUAGGUAUUUUAAGCGAAUAAACUGACAGCUUGGAGGAA